Molecule: messenger RNA, 1480 nt
Organism: Chelonia mydas (Green sea turtle)
Lineage: Eukaryota; Metazoa; Chordata; Testudines; Cheloniidae
Gene: CBY2
Product: chibby family member 2
Exons: 3
Coding region: 394-1359 (321 amino acids)
Source: RefSeq, a predicted model, not a curated record
GUUUCCCAGCACGUGUGGCUGCUGCAUCUCCCAACCUGGCUCUCACUGCAGGCAGUGAGAAGAGUACAAAGUUGGAGCUUCUGAAAAAUGCACUAGCUGUUGCUUUGACUGGUGAUCACUGGACAUCCUUGAGCAAUCACAGCUAUCUUGGAGCCACGGCACACCUGACUGCUUUAACAGUAAUGCAUUCUGAAGAGAGACAUUAUGCUGAAACAUGUGUAGAGCAUUUCUUUGAUGUUGCGAAAGAAUGGAAUAUUCAAGAAAAGCAGUCCUGACUGAGCCUCUCCACAGACCCCUUUCUAUCUACUCCUUGCUAAGGAUAACAGUCUACUACAAAAUUACUGAAGAAAAUCUUUUCAUACAGACUUCUUCACUUCAUUUACUUUUGAUCUGAUGAAUCACCAAAUGCAACGGGCAGAACCAGAUAUGGAUUACAUUCCCCCUCGGGUCAAGCUAAGUGAUGAGACAUUUGUCUUUGUAGAUGGCAAAUGGGUGAGUGAGACCUAUAAUCAGCCACCUUUUGCUUCCCAACAGAAACAUUACAACAAGAAGAUGCAGAAUGACUGGACUCUCUGGGAGGAGAACAAAGCACUCUGGGAAGAGAUCAAGGCCCUCCGGAUUGAAAACAAGGCCCUCCGGGAGGAGAACAAAACUCUCCAGUGCCUCCGGACGCAGAAUAAAGCCAUCCAGGUUAUUUAUGAUGAGACCCUCCAGCAGGUUCUCCAGAAGGAGAACAAGCCCUUCCCAAUCUUCCGAGAAAGGAAUAUAGGCUUCCAGGUCAGCCAAGAGAACAAGGCCCUUCAGGUUGUUCGGGAAAAUAAUAUGGCUUUACAGGUACUCCGGGAGGAGACCCAGGCUGUCCCAGUCUUCCAGAAGGAGACCAAAGCCACACCAAUCGAGGAGGAGAGCAAGGAUGAUGUCCCUGCCAUCCAGGAGGACAGCAAAGCCAACCCAAUCCAAAAUGAGAUCAAGGCUGUCUCAGCCCUCCAGAAAAUGAGUAAUUCUGUCCAGGACAUCUGGGAGGAAAGCAAAGCUGUCCCAGUUCAGGAGGAGAACAAGGCUGCCCCAGGUAUCCAGGAGGAAAAUGUGGCUCUCCAGGCUGUCAAGAAACUAAAUCAAACCCUCCAGGCCCUGCUAAAAGAGAACCAGACCCUUCUGGAAGAGAAAAAGGCAAUCCAGGUUCUUCAGGAAGAGAACAAAGUCUUCUGGGAAGAGAACAAUAAGUUGAAGCUGCAGCUAACUGUAGUGAAAGGCACAGUGUUGGAGAUUAUGGCCAGGAUGGAAAUACUGCAAAAGGAGCUCAAUACCCUUUCUCCUGUGCAGUGUAAUGAGAUGAGGAAGCCAGACAGGUGCUGGUAAAUGAAUAUCAGCAAGGAGAAAUGUGCUGCUUGGCACUAAAGACCUGCUAGAUCACAUUUGAUGGAAAAACCUCUCUCCUUGUUUCUAAUAAAGUCCUGGUGGAGACUCAGAAAAAAACAGA